AUGUCGCACCCUCCAGAUGUAGGCGCAUUGCGCCUGAAUGACGACGUGGACCAAGAAUACGACGACAUUCCCUACGACGACGGAGACAUUGACUACGACAUGGACAUCGAUCUGGGCCCCACCCCUUCCAAGCCCAGCGCUCCUCGACCAGAGACGUCAGAAUCGCGUGAGGCUGCUUUGCGCAAAGAGUUGGACAGUGUGCGACAGAUUAACAAAGUCAUUGAAGAUGUCGUGACGAGUCUGGAGAAAGCAAAGGGCAAUAUGGAUAAUGUCAAUCGCACUGUGCAUUCGGCCUCGACUCUUCUCGAUACUUGGACACGCAUCCUCUCCCAAACCGAACACAACCAACGUCUGCUCCUGAAUCCAAACUGGCAAGGCGCGACUCAAGAUUUGCAAGACAUCGAGAACGAGUCAUUCGUGCGCCAACAACAAGCCGAAAGACGUGCUGCCGAAGAACAAGCCAGGAAAGAGGCUGCCAUCAGACGUGCCGAGGAAGAAGAGAGAAAGAAGGCUGCUCCACCACCUGCGACUCGCGGCUCAAAACUCAGGGGUAGGGUUGGCACUGCAUCCAGUCGCUUGACCAGGCAACCCUCGACAUCAACUCCGGGAUAUGUUGGCGUCGGCGGUCAAGGUGGUCGAGGACGAGGCAUUUCAAGAGCUGGCAGCGGCAUCGGUAGAGGUACUGUCAGAGGCUCUACUCGAGGUCGUGCUCUGAAAUGA
Molecule: messenger RNA, 720 nt
Organism: Aureobasidium melanogenum CBS 110374
Lineage: Eukaryota; Fungi; Ascomycota; Dothideomycetes; Dothideales; Saccotheciaceae
Exons: 2
Coding region: 1-720 (239 amino acids)
Biological process (GO): mitotic cell cycle
Cellular component (GO): mitotic spindle; DASH complex
Source: RefSeq, a predicted model, not a curated record